Aedes albopictus (Asian tiger mosquito) is the source of this 1798-nucleotide messenger RNA. Its product is annotated as LIM/homeobox protein Awh. The record is from RefSeq and is a predicted model, not a curated record. The transcript has 6 exons. Gene Ontology annotation, cellular component: nucleus. Gene Ontology annotation, biological process: neuron differentiation; regulation of transcription by RNA polymerase II. Gene Ontology annotation, molecular function: RNA polymerase II transcription regulatory region sequence-specific DNA binding; DNA-binding transcription factor activity, RNA polymerase II-specific. The coding region runs from base 484 to 1404 and encodes 306 amino acids. NCBI's taxonomy places the organism in Eukaryota, Metazoa, Arthropoda, Insecta, Diptera, Culicidae.
AGAAAUCUUCCAAUGCAUACCAAUCGACGGGUGCACCAGUCCCGAACGAAUAACGGUCGCGAUUAGACGUGUUGGUUUUUCUCACGCCGAAAAGCUCUCGAAAUUCAGUUGAUCGCGUGUUUGGUCCCGCGAUUAUGGUCUACUUUACCGGCGUUGUUCUAUAAAAUAAAAAAAAUAGUUCGAUUGUUAAAAUAAUUAGCAAUUGGUGAUCUCGUAAUAUGAUGGUGAAUUUUAUUGUUUACCCAAACAAAAAAUCAUUAAAACAAGAAAACCGCAUUGCUUAUGGGGUACUCCUGAAGUGAAAAACAAAACGCUGAAGACGUUGUGACGGAUUACAUUCGGAAUGCGGUGCAAUAAACAAAUGAAUUUGGCAGCCCAUUGUUUGUGGGAACGGCAUUCUUCAGGGAUCAUCAUAGGGGACGCACACGAAGGAAAAAUAAGCAACUGGAUUGAAUCCAUGCAAUAGUGAUAGGCAAAUUUAACAUGAAGAAAGAGCUUCGCUCGUGCACGGAAUGCGGCGAACCUAUAUCAGACAAGUACCUGUUAGACGUGGGCGGUUGUUCCUGGCAUUCGGCUUGUCUCCGGUGUUGCAUUUGCCAUACUCCGCUGGAUCAUCAGCCGUCCUGUUUCCUCAAAGAUCGUCAGAUCUACUGCAAAAGCGAUUACGCAAAAACAUUUGGAGCCAAGUGUGCCCGCUGUAGCCGGAGCAUAGCCGCUUCGGAUUGGGUACGUCGUGCCCGGGAACUGACAUUCCACCUUGCCUGCUUUGCCUGUGAUAGCUGUGGACGGCAGUUGUCCACCGGGGAACAGUUUGCCCUGGUCGAUGAUAAAGUCCUUUGCAAGACGCACUAUUCGGAAAUGAUUGACUGUGGAACUUCCAGUGAUGAUGGCUGUGAGGCGGAUGGUUUCCAGAAGAGCAACAAAACGAAACGGGUGCGCACAACCUUCACUGAAGAACAGCUGCAGAUACUGCAGGCGAACUUCAACAUCGACAGCAAUCCCGAUGGGCAAGAUCUCGAACGGAUAGCGUCGGUGACCGGCCUGAGUAAACGGGUUACUCAGGUGUGGUUUCAAAACUCCCGUGCACGUCAGAAAAAGCACGUUCAAGUUCCUAGGGAUGGCGAAAUGAAUCCCUUUACAAGGCACAUCAAUCUCCAGCUGUCGUACACACUUCAGCAGUCCAGCCUAAUGCACAGUUCGAUUCACAUGGGUACUAUGGCAAAUGCUGGUCACACCGGUAGUAUAAUAAACACCAGUAGCGUCAACAAUAACAUUAUGUCUGCUGCGUUUAACAAUAACAACACAAACUGUUCAUCAAAGUCAUCGCCGUACAGCAGGCAUGAAUCAUCUUUAGACGAAUUAUCUGAGGAUUCUGCAAUCCACUGCAUGCAAAAUGAAAUGUGAGCUUGAAUGUGAGGUAUUGUUUUAAAUCUUGAUUGACCCCCUCCCCGCUGGCACUAUUGUUCGCCUAGGUGCCAAUAUGGUGCUAUUUAGGAGCAGACAGUGAGCCGGGUGAGUAGAAAAAGGCGAAAUAAAGUGCUAAUGGUUACUUAGAUGGUAAUGGCGGACAUCGAGAAUGCUUGUCAGACAAAUAUUUAUGCGUGUUAGGAAAACAACUACAUAUUUAAAUUAUCCUAUUGACAGACAUGUUUAAGUGAUUUGUUUUAAUAAUUACGCAGUUUAGUGUUUAUCUGUAAAAAUAGACUAAUUACUCAACAAGAGGUAUUUAUGUAUAAUUUAAAGUGAAUCAAAUUCGCUUCAAUUUGGCACGGACGAAAUUAUUAUGAAAUAAAUUAUU